AUGUUUAUAAGAUUUAUUAGAUUUUUCAGGAUGAUAUUAUUAAUAAUAUAUUUCACGUUGCUCUUCAUAACUCGAUCCCAUGCGUCAUUUUGCGGGAAUGCUGGAGUUCCAUUUAGUUUAGAAGUUCUACCAUCAGGUGCGCCAGUGCUUGGUUGCGCUCAACCCAGCUGCGUAGCAACACCUGAUAACUUUAAAGAAGAUAGCAAUUUUUCGGAAGAUGUGGAAGGGCAAAGAGAUGGAUUUUUUAGAGAAGGAGACAGAAAUCUUAAAAGAUUUCGACCUAAAGAAUCUCAGAAAUUAGUUGCUAAUUGCUCUGGGAAAUUCGCUGAACUAUCCUGUCCACGAAAAGAUCAGUGGGUCGGUGGUAUCGAAUACAUUGAUCAUCCGCGUCAACCAUUGAUAUUGCAAUGUUGCACAUUUUCUGGUUUGCGAUUUUCGCAAGAAGUUGGGGUUAGUAAUGUUGGCAUUGGUGAAGCUAUAACCGGUGGUGAAGUUAUACGUGAUGGGCGCCAAAUAAGUUUUGAUGUGAUCGCUAAUGUACGUAAAGUGGUCGAUAUAAAUACACAUGCAAUUUCAUAUGAAGUAACUGUGCGGCGAAUGAAUUGUUUACCUGAUCCACCGGAGCCUGAAGUAUUAUGUAGGACUACGUAUUUCUUCAUUUAUUUUUUGAACUCAAUAUAG
Messenger RNA from Dracunculus medinensis (Guinea worm), 681 nucleotides. The record is from the annotation of a GenBank genome assembly. Lineage: Eukaryota; Metazoa; Nematoda; Chromadorea; Rhabditida; Dracunculidae.